Messenger RNA from Camelus dromedarius (Arabian camel), 7297 nucleotides. It is a transcript of the gene PAPOLA, whose product is annotated as poly(A) polymerase alpha. The record is from RefSeq and is a predicted model, not a curated record. NCBI's taxonomy places the organism in Eukaryota, Metazoa, Chordata, Mammalia, Artiodactyla, Camelidae. Gene Ontology annotation, cellular component: nucleus. Gene Ontology annotation, molecular function: RNA binding; poly(A) RNA polymerase activity. The transcript has 23 exons. The coding region runs from base 3737 to 5206 and encodes 489 amino acids.
GGUUUAUUUCUAUACAUGUAUAGACAUAAUACACAAGUAAUUUUUAAAAAUACAAGACUAUUGUCAAAGAUAUAGAGAGGCACUUCACCAUAGAGGCUAUGAUUAUAGUCAGGUGCCUGAGAUCAUACCCUGGCCUAGUGAAUUUAGGUAAGCCUUUUCUCUCUUCAGUUUCUUCAUCUGUAAAAUGGAGACAAUUAAUAGAGUCGUUGGAACAAUUGGAAAUAAUGUAAGGUGCUUGACACACCGCCUGAAAUAAUGUUGUGGUUUCAAUAAAUACUAGCUAUUAUCAUAAUUAUGUUUUACAGCUUUUUCCACCUGUCAUAUUGUGGGCAUCUUUCCAUGCUACUACAUGUGAUAACUACCUCAUUCUUUUUAUAUGGCAUAGUAUAACUUGUAAGAAUUAGGCAGUCCUGUAUUAUGUUAAUAGAUAUUUAGGUAAUUUCCAUUUUGUUAGUGCUCUGUAUAUAGUGCUCCAGAGAAUGACCUUGGAUAUCUUCUUGUGCUAUUCCUAUGAGAAGGGUCAAAUUCCAGAAUCUGUGGGAUCAAGAAAGGUAUUUAUUUACAAAUACCAAGCAUACCCCCUCUCUAAGGGAUAACACUGGGGUAGACACUGCUCAUUUCAAGUUUAUUGUUGCUCUACAGGAUUUUAGGCCCAUGUUUGGCCUAUCUUCUAAUCCAUUAUAUUUCUACACCAGGAGUGGCUGGAAAUUUGUACUUUGAUGUAAUCUUUCAUAUAUUAAAAAUGUGUUGUAAAUUAAAGAGGAUAUAUUCCAACUUCAGAGUCUUCAAUUUGAGUCCUGUAUCCUAGUAUUUUUCUGUAAGAUAGAUUGCUAGAGGUGAAGUUGCUAGGCAUAAGCUUUAAAAAAAUUUAUUGAAUAUUGCCAAAUUGCUUUUUAAAAUGAUGUACCAAGUUCACUUCCUUUGUGAUAGAUAAGAGUGCUCAUUUUCUUAUACCAGCACCAACAUUGGAGGUUUAUAAUAAGUCUUUUAUUUUUACCAGAUGUACAUCAGCUUUGUUUUUCUCCAGUCUGGCAGAAAAAAUGAUUGUCUUAAUUUACUUACUUGCUUUGCAGUGAAACUUUUAAAAAGUUGAUCUAAGAAUGUAUUAAGAAUACAGGUUUCCCUCGUUGUCCAAAAGUAGAGUGGUCCUAUGAGACCUUUUGUAAGCUGAACUUUGGAAUAAAGUGAAGAAGUAAUUACCUUAGGACACAUCUUUCUAACAGAUGCACAGAAGAAACUGAGGUAAAGCAUAGCUGCUCACAGACACAACAAAGCUGUGGUGGUUUGAUGUUGAGUAUACGUGUUUCCUGGGGAAGGAGCUUGGUGGUGCCACUCUUAACUGCUCAGGGUGCAUGAUGCCUCUGAAAUGGCUGGCUGCAAAACAAAUGCUGAACGCUGUUUCUGCAUUUUGCCUGGUUUCCAUAAAAGUGAAAAUCCUCUUUGGGUUUCAUUUAGCUAGCAAAAACAAGUACUAAUGUAGGUCUUUCAUUUGAGUAUUUGAUGCUUUCCUUACUGACUUGAAAUGGUUGUCAAUAAAAAUAUCUCCAAAGAUUGGUUAUACUUUGACUGUUUUGAAUAUAUGGCUAUUAAAUUACAGUUAGCAAAUCAUAGGAAUUUGCACUGUUUGUAAUUAUUUUACCAGAGUGGUUCUUGAUAUUUCAGAACCUACACGUUGGUUAAACUGGAUGCCUAAACUUUUGAAACAAGUAUUUAGCUGAAAUAAGUAGGCUACAGUCACAUGCCAGUUUCACAAGAAUGUUGCUGUUUCUAAGUACCUAAAUAUUUAUCCUAAUUAGAGGUGGGUCUUAGGCAGCCUAGCUUGGGGAAAGGGGAGACCUUUUGAGUAUUUGUUUAAAAACUUUCUAUGUUUGGAAACUGGUCUUUGGUGUCAGAAACAUGUUAACAGUUUUUAAAUUCCUAGUUUGCCAUCCAAAGCAGAGAAGAGAUACAAUAAAUUUUAAGAAAAAUCCAUAGAGGUACAACUUGCAAGGAAUAAUAUGACUACUGACAGAAGUGAAACCAGAGUGAUAUAUUUAGUAGUAGAAUCAGACCUGCUUCCUCUUUUUUUACUUCAUCAGAUUGCUUUUGAGUUGAGAGCAGAUUUUGUGGAGAGUUUUGAACGCCAUUACCAGAGGUCAAGGAAGGUCAAGGAAGCUGUGGUUUAGAAAGAUACACUUGGUAGCAAUAUGGAUGGUGGACUGGCAUAGCAAGGGAGUAGAAAGUAGAACCAAGAUGCCGAGAGUCAGAACAAGUGCAGUUGGAAUGGAACUGUUACACAGAAUAUUGCUGAAAUUAAAAAUAAUAAUGAAGGAAAGGUGGGCAUGUAUUCUGUGUAAGCUUUCCCUUGAUGAAAAUUUUAAGUAUUAAUAAACACCCUAUGUUCUAAGAGAGAGAAGAAUUCUGAAAGUAUUUAGUACUGUGCCCUCUUCCUCCUUGACCCCCAGAAAAGUGCAGUGAGGAAAGGAGUGUUUGUCAUUUGUAAUUUUGAGGGGCCCCAAAAUUCGUAUAUGUACUGUAUGUGUAGGUAUUUGUAUCUUGCUUCGGUCCAGAAAGGAUUAAGACUUUUAAGAAUGAUUUAAUCACAUGUUAAAAACUAGCAAGAUGUUUGCAUUAAAGAUGGAUGAAAAGGAAGAAUAAGGAUAGAGAUAUGAAACAGCAAGAAAUUAGGGUAAUAAAAUAGUUUUUACAGAAGUAUAGUGAUUUCUUUGAAUUUUUGUAGAAUAAAGAACCUGCUUGAAGGCCACUGGUUUUGCUCUUAAGAUUUCAGGCAGUAUCCUAAAGGUAAAUACAAAUAUGUUCAUGAGUUGAAAAUGAGCCAGUUGCUCAGAAGAAGCACAAGUGUUCCUGAUACUUGAAUUGAAAACCGGAGAGACAUUUUAAUGGAUCACAAAAAGUGAUGGACAUGGGCAGGUGUCUGAUGUGUUCAAGAAUGGGAGGAAGAGCUUUGCAUUCUUGGAAUUGAUAGCUGUCUGGUGUAUGGUUCCAGGAGAAAAACCUUCCAGUUACAACGCAGGGAUCACAAACACAGCUGCCACAGAAGCACUAUGGCAUUACCUCUCCCAUCAGCUUAGCAGCUCCCAAGGAGACUGACUGCCUGCUUACACAGAAAUUAAUUGAGACUCUGAAGCCCUUUGGGGUUUUUGAAGAGGAAGAGGAGCUGCAGCGCAGGAUUUUAAUUUUGGGAAAGUUAAAUAACCUGGUGAAAGAGUGGAUACGAGAAAUCAGUGAAAGCAAGAAUCUUCCACAAUCUGUAAUUGAAAAUGUUGGUGGAAAAAUUUUUACAUUUGGAUCUUAUAGAUUAGGAGUACAUACAAAAGGUGCCGAUAUUGAUGCAUUGUGUGUUGCACCAAGACAUGUUGAUCGAAGUGACUUUUUCACCUCAUUCUAUGAAAAGUUGAAAUUACAGGAAGAAGUAAAAGAUUUAAGAGCUGUUGAAGAGGCAUUUGUACCAGUUAUCAAACUAUGUUUUGAUGGGAUAGAGAUUGAUAUUUUGUUUGCACGGUUAGCACUGCAGACUAUUCCAGAAGACUUGGACUUACGAGAUGACAGUCUGCUUAAAAACUUAGAUAUAAGAUGCAUAAGAAGUCUUAACGGUUGCAGGGUAACCGAUGAAAUUUUACAUCUAGUACCAAACAUUGACAACUUCAGGUUAACCCUGAGAGCUAUCAAACUGUGGGCCAAACGCCACAACAUCUAUUCCAAUAUAUUAGGUUUCCUCGGUGGUGUUUCCUGGGCUAUGCUAGUAGCAAGAACUUGCCAGCUUUAUCCAAAUGCAAUAGCAUCAACUCUUGUACAUAAAUUUUUCUUGGUAUUUUCUAAAUGGGAAUGGCCAAAUCCAGUCCUAUUGAAACAGCCUGAAGAAUGCAAUCUUAAUUUGCCUGUAUGGGACCCAAGGGUAAACCCCAGUGAUAGGUACCAUCUUAUGCCUAUAAUUACACCAGCAUACCCACAACAGAACUCCACGUACAAUGUGUCCGUUUCAACACGGAUGGUCAUGGUUGAGGAGUUUAAACAAGGUCUUGCUAUCACAGAUGAAAUUUUGCUGAGUAAGGCAGAGUGGUCCAAACUUUUUGAAGCUCCAAACUUCUUUCAAAAGUACAAGCAUUAUAUUGUACUUCUAGCAAGUGCACCAACAGAAAAACAACGCCUAGAAUGGGUGGGCUUGGUGGAAUCAAAAAUUCGAAUCCUGGUUGGAAGUUUGGAGAAGAAUGAAUUCAUUACACUGGCGCAUGUGAAUCCCCAGUCAUUUCCAGCACCCAAAGAAAAUCCUGACAAGGAAGAAUUUCGCACCAUGUGGGUGAUUGGGUUAGUGUUUAAAAAAACAGAAAACUCUGAAAAUCUCAGUGUUGAUCUCACCUAUGAUAUUCAGUCUUUCACAGAUACAGUUUAUAGGCAAGCAAUAAACAGCAAGAUGUUUGAGGUGGACAUGAAAAUUGCUGCAAUGCAUGUAAAAAGAAAGCAACUCCAUCAACUACUACCUAAUCAUGUGCUUCAGAAAAAGAAAAAGCAUUCAACAGAAGGCGUCAGGUUGACACCUCUGAAUGACAGCAGCCUCGAUUUCUCUAUGGACAGUGAUAACAGCAUGUCUGUGCCUUCACCUACUAGUGCUAUGAAGACCAGUCCAUUGAACAGUUCUGGCAGCUCUCAGGGCAGAAACAGUCCUGCUCCAGCUGUAACAGCAGCAUCUGUGACCAACAUACAGGCUACUGAAGUCUCUGCGCCACAAGUAAAUUCCAGUGAAAGCUCAGGGGGUACAGCGAGUGAAAGCAUUCCUCAAACUGCCACACAGCCAGCCAUUUCACCACCACCAAAGCCUACGGUCUCCAGAGUUGUUUCUUCGACACGUCUGGUAAACCCAGCACCAAGACCUUCAGGAAACGCGGCAGCAAAGAUCCCUAACCCUAUAGUAGGAGUCAAGAGGACAUCCUCACCUCAUAAAGAAGAGAGUCCCAAGAAGACCAGAACAGAAGAGGAUGAAACAAGCGAAGAUGCUAACUGUCUUGCUUUGAGUGGACAUGAUAAAACAGAAACAAAGGAACAACUUGAUACAGAGACAAGUACAACUCAAUCAGAAACCAUUCAGACAGCGGCUUCUCUGUUGGCCUCUCAGAAAACAUCCAGUACAGACCUUUCUGAUAUCCCUGCUCUCCCUGCAAAUCCUAUUCCUGUUAUCAAGAAUUCAAUAAAACUGAGAUUGAAUCGGUAAAAACAACCUCAGGGGUCCAUAAACAAUAUCUGCCAACUCAACCUGUUGUCUUCAAAUGCUAAAAACGGAGAAUGGAGGGUACAAGACUAGACAUGACUGAAAACGGAUUUAGGUUUUUUCUGUGACCUCCCUUACUGGGCUAAUCAGCACUUGAUCGGAAGUCCAGGUUAGUAUGUGAAGCCAAGAGUACUAUUAUUAUUGUGUUAGCAACAGUUGCAUUACCUAUUUCAAAAAAUUACUGCCUUUAAAAAAAAAACAAAAAACAAAACCUCAAGCUAUAUUUGUAUCCAUAAUUGACAUCUGGACUGGGUUUAUGUUUGAUGCAUUGUUUGGAAAAUUUGCAAUACAAACUGGCAUAAGAAUUCCUUAUUCUGAUGAUGCACUUUUAUGUAUUUUUUUUAUUAGAAAGUAGAACUAAUUUUAGAUUUUCAGCUUGAUGGAUUUUCUUUUUUUCCUGAAGAAUUUCCUUUACCAUUAGUCUUCAAAUUGGAUGCCGUUGUGCGGCGGUGUGCUGUUACACUUCCGAGAAAGGAUGAGAGUAUACCUAGCUCAUAGCUCAGUCCCUGUGAGGUAGCUGUAACCCUUAAAAAUGAAAUGUCAACUCUAGGGUAUAUAUUUGACAUUGAAAGAAUAAUUAGGAAUACUUUGUUUUGAUGGGGUCAUGAUUAAGAAAUGAUAUAUUGGUUUUAUUUAUAGAAUUGUUUAGAGUGCAUACAAAUCAGCGAUCAGCCAGCGAAUAUUUUUCUUUGAGCUUAUUAAAGCUCCAUAUUCUUUUGCCUUCAAUCUGUUGUCUUUGAAAUAAACAAAGCUUUUUGCUCCCUCCCCCUUAUUUUUCUUUUCCCCUUUUUGCUUGUAUGCAUAAGGUAGGACUUACUUCACAAGAAACAAAAUGCCAGUAUUUUCGUAAGCCAUGGUGUGAAACCAGUGACCCUGUGGCCACAUGGCACAGAACACUAAAUUUUGGUCCCAUGGCUGAAACUGUAGGGUGACUAAAAUAAUGCCUGUGAAACAUGAUAUCUAUCUUGGAUGGCCAUUUGAUCUCUAAAUAUGAGGAAUUUUGUACACUCCACAGAACUCCUGUCUAUAGUAAAGUUGAUUUUCAAUUUUAAACAUGUGGGUGAAAAGGCAUUUUCUCCAAGAAUUUUAAACUAAUUUUUAUUUUUAAAUGAUUGACCAAAAUUUGUCAGUAAAUUUUACAUGUAGUAACAUUUUAAAAUCAUUUCUAGCAAGCACUUGACAUCUAGUUAGCUCUCUACUCCUUUUUUGUUUUGUUUUAUCUGUCAAUAGACUAAGAACUCCUUUCUUUAAAGAAAAUAAUUCCUCAUAAUUAAGCAGCAGAGCAUUCAUCUUUACCAAAUACGAGGGAUGCCAGAUGUUGAUAUACUUAGUUAUUCUUUCUUAAUCUGGACAAAGCAGACCUAACAGAUUUUCCUGAUGAGCAUGUUUUAUGAAUCCUCCAUUGUGCUCCCUUCUGUCACACGUGCAUUUUUCAUGUUAAACUGCAGUUACUUAAAGUCUUCUCCUAUUCUUCUAAAUUAAUUUUCCAAAGUUGGAGUGUAGUCUUUUCCCCUUAGGCCAUGCAUUAAUUGAAGCUUUCUUUUCACCAUACUUUAGAAUGUCUAGUUCACACUGUUUCUGCUUCCCACACCUUUGCUCCGCACAGUCACCUUGCCCUCCUCCCGCCACCUAAGAAGAAAAGAUGGUCAGACUAACAGGUGAAGUGUACAAGGUGUCUGUGUGUUUUGUGUAGCUUCAGAGUUAGAUUGAAAUUGCCAGGCACAGAUUUAGUCUUGUCAUUUUGUUUACACAUCGGGGAAAAAGAAUUCAGUUUAUUAAACGUUUCAUGUAACUGCACCCAAGUUUUGCCAAGCUGGAAACUUGGACCUUUUCUGUGUAGUGACUUUUUAAUUCUAGUUUUCAUAACCUGGAGGUCAGACUGUUGCUUUCGCAUGAUGUACGUAGUGUCUCAUGACUGGAGUUUGCUUUGUUUUAUAGUAUCUGUACUCCUUGUAUUUUUCAAGAGCUAUUUUGUAAACAGAUGAUGUAUUUCUCCAUUGAAAACACAAUAAAAAAAAAAACAGCACAAUCCCA